CCCUGUUUACUCCAUGGAUGUAUAGAGAGAACUGGAUACAGUGUUCAACAUGGUGCGACCAUAAGGACUAGAAACAUGGCACACACGGCGCGAGGUCCCGUGGUUGGCCGGCCAUUGAUAUUCGCCAAUGAAGAGAGGAGGGCGGUUCACUCCUGGUCGCGGAUCUCCUCAGCGGGGCACAACGUCCUCCUAGAUGCCCUGAAGAUCCUCAGCCCCAUGUCCCGUGACCUGUCGAGCAGCGAGGAGCUGGUCACCUUCCUGCAGGAGCUGAGCGAAGAGGGCCACAAGCCGACCGUGCUGCGCAGCAAGGAUGUGUAUGGCUACCGCUCGUGUACAAACCAACCCCUCACUGAAGACAUGCUGAAGCCACCCAACAGGAGCGUCAGACCCACUGCCAAGAGGAGGGGGAAGAGGCCCCUGACCAAGAAAAGAGAGGUGCACCCGUCGUGGAACACCCCUGAGAGGAUCAGCCCGAGGAUUCAGGGGGUUCGCCCUCCAGAGCUGCUGGUGGACCAUCGUGCUAUCAUCUGCAGCAGGACACCCAAUCGGACUGUAGAGUUGUCGCAGGUGCGGCCAUGCCUCAGACUGACCAACAUUGAAGGCCUGUCUGGCUUCCACACAGCCAGACUCCAGAUCCACACUUCCUGGGACUCGUCUUCUGAGGCGCCCUCUGUUGCCUUUUCACAGCAACAGCACCCUCCAACGCUUUCAGGAAUACCUUUGCAGCCUUCUCAGAACGGUGGCGGGGCGCCCACCAACGCUGUGGCCUUGUUCAGCCAGAAGAGCCUGUCCUGUCCCAUCCGACUGGACGGUGCUCUCAUUGGAGAUUCAGCACCGGUCUUUUAUGCCAAUGGCCGCGCGUUUCCAGAGACUCACACAGAGAUGACCAGCAAUGGUUGGAGGAGCAACGGCCUCCACCGGGAUGGUCGGAGCUCCAAGGAACUGAACAACCCGACCCGGCAGAGAAAUGGCUGGAAGGACAAGAACAGUUUUAGAUGGAAAGUGAUAAAGGUGGAUGACUCUCGCUCGGUGGCUGAGGCCCGCAGGAAAGCGCAGAAGAUCCUACAGGUCAAUCUGUCUCCGGUGAUUCAGAUCCAACCCCUCAACCACGUCCUGAGAGACUUCAGAUACCAGAAUAAAUGACAAUUCCCCUCAAACCCACACACAUUGUCUCCUUUAGCAGAUGUUAGUGUUUUACAUCCAUUAGCCUCUACCUGGCUGAGCCCCAGUGUUCAUAGCAGACGUCUUACAUGGGUUUUUAUGAUCUCUGCUCAGUAUUGGAGGUAGAGAAAUUGGAAUCUGUCAGUGGAAGUUCUGGUUCCUGACAGGGGCACUUGGCAUUGAAAGGCUUUUGAAGUUGGAUGAUGCUUUUCCCAGCAGGCUGGGAAAUGACUAUCAGCUGAAUGCUGGUACGUUUUCACUGUCUACGUUAGUUUACGCUACUCAGUACUUCAACCAACCAUCAUUCUGCUUUGAGUUGACUGGCUGCUAACCAAUGUUGCUGAUGAAUUUUGGGAUGCAGCAUCCACUGUGACUGUCAGGUCAAAGGUGAAUUUGUAUUGCCCUACAGUAAGGCACUGGGUUUGGCUCACAGUUGUUUAAAGAGUAUUUAUAACUCAUUUGAAGUGUAGCGCCAUUUUGUUAAAAAGUAUUUUUUACUUGGACGCCCAGACGAACUGGUGGAUGAGCAGGGCAGUUUCCAAAGUCUUCAGAUGAGCAGACGCGGUGGUUGGUUGGUUCCAGCAAAACAAAUAAACUAAACAAGAGGGGGGGGAAAGAGAAACGUGUUUAGUUUGUCUUCCUUUUUUUGUAUUUUUGUUGUGUUUCCACUGGAAAUCAGAAAGGCUUUGGGAGCGAGUACAGCAGGGAAUCAAACCCGCUGCCCAUACAGAGAUAGAUUGAUACCUGGAUGAUCUGUUCGGUCCUUCACCAAGUGUUCCUUUGGUUUAGUUUAUCCACACAUGCAGACAAAAGACCUAUAGAGUAUUUUUGACUGUUGGGAAGAUUUGACAAAUCAUGAAUUGAUGGAAGCAAGAAAAAAGCAAGUAUGGAAGAGGACUCGGGCCUCGUGAAAACAUUUUGACCUCUGACAUUAAUCAUCGAGAAUUCUCAGAUAUAAGAAUUCUCCCACAUUUUCUCAUUAUUAAACAUGAUCUCCAGAUGCUCUUUAUGGAGUUUAUUCUCCAAAUUGACAUUUUCCCUCAAAAAUCUUCCAUCCAUGAUGUGACCCUGGUCCACCUCCAUAAGCUUCAGAUGUUUAACACCAGAUACAAAACCUCCAAGAUGUGCACUCUGGCUGGGAAAUGACCAUCAGCUGCUGGUCAAUGCUGCUCAAAAUUUACUUUUGUCCAGUUUCUGAACUUCACAGGCAAUCAACUGUCAGUAUUGACAUUUGUUUGGCUGAUUUUAAAAAUGUUUAUGAUGUUUGUUUAAGUUAAAAUCUCCCACCAGGACUCAUCUGUGUUCUGCUCCGUUAAUGAAUCUCCCAACAAAAGUCUACUUUAUAGAUUUUUUGUUUUUGAAUUCCUCAGCUGUGAUCAAACUGUUGCUCACCUUUUAGAAGUAAAAAAAUGCACUUUGAGAGUGCGUCAGUGCGUCGUUGUCCAUCAACGGCUGGAGGAGCAUCCAAGUCGUUAAUAUUUUUAUUUCCUGCAGCAUGUAGAAAAUAUUUGAAAUGAUCUCUAAAAUUUAGUUUCACUUUCUUUGAACCCACACUGGUCUUUUGCUACAGGUGCUAACUUUGCAACGUUGGUGCUGAAUUAAAUGACUGGCAUAAGAAUGUCAUCAUGUUUCUCUUCUUCUAGUUCAGAUUGGAGUGUUUUAAGAGCAGUGACUUCCACUGAGUUAUUCUUUGAGGGACUGAUUGCACUGCUGCCCCCUGCAGGUUGGGAUGAGCAUGCUAAACCGCCUUGUGUGCGUUCCAAUGGGUUCUUACUGUGAGGGACCACAUGAAUCCAUUUUCAUGUUAUCUGUGAGAAACUCCUGUGUAUUCCCCUUAAAAUAAUUUGUAUGAGAUGUUUGGGCAAAAUUACAUUCCACAAGACAAACACGUUGUUAUUGAGCGCUUAAGUUGAGGUGUUUGUUUCUGAGGUCAAACAUAACCUCAGAAACAAAAUCUUAACUCGUAGUCCACUUGCUAGCUUUUUCCUGAGCUUACAGAUCCAGAGACCGUUUAAAUGUGGAAGAAAGCGGACCUUGAUUAUAAGAUAAAUUUGUCAAACUACAUCUUUUAUUCCAAAAAAUAAAUGUUGACUACUUAAACCACCAUAUCAUAAGGUCCAGGUAAGAAAGAACUAAACUGCAGUUAGGUCAUUAAAUUACAGUUUUGUUUCAAAUAUCAUGAAAACAAUUCAAUAAAAAAAUAAAAAACUGUAUUUCCAAACACCAUGUCUUCAUGUUGCUGUGCAGUUCUAAAGUGAAAAGGUGUGCUUUCUGAUUUGAGGUCCAUCCACUAUGAAUUAGGAAUCUGUUCCACUGUUUAAACUCAGACCACAACAGUGUUUGCUGGUCGGCCCUAUGGAUUUCCACAUCUCUGUUCUGGUGAAUUUUUACGUUUUACAGUCUCGGUUUCUUUGUGCCCCCUCUCAGAUCUGUUUGUAUACAGUCAUGUUCACCAUCUACAAUUCCCUUUUCUAGGUCUUUCUUUCUGUUAGUCCUGUUUGUGCAACACUUGUAUAAUAUUGUAUUUCCUACAUGAUCUUUGAAAAGUUUUUUGUUCAAUAAAACUGAUCUGAAAAGAA
Messenger RNA from Morone saxatilis (striped sea-bass), 3740 nucleotides. RefSeq lists its product as uncharacterized. The record is from RefSeq and is a predicted model, not a curated record. NCBI's taxonomy places the organism in Eukaryota, Metazoa, Chordata, Actinopteri, Moronidae.